UAGUAAGGCUAGACGGUUCAACACUCGAGUCUCGAUGGUGGAUGCUGUGGUACUGUCGUGAUGUCAUGUCUAGUGUAAUGUCCGUCGCGUUGUCGUUUCUAGACGCUUUGUGAGCGACGGAAGCGAGCGAAACCGGUUAGAGAUGAGCUAUGAAAGCUCGCGUUUACAUCUUUCGACUUACAUUACGUCGUAAAUACGAUCCGAUAGUCGUGACCGCGAAAUCAAUUGAUUAGUCUUGUUCUAUAAUAAGCGUAAGGCUCCUCGCCGCAAGCCAUUCGCGUUCCGCCAAAGAGACAGACAACAGUAGCAACUUGUUGACGAUACAGUACCAAUGCUUUCAUCUACCGAUCGCAGCUAUGGUCCUCAGAAAUCGACUACCGAGCGGAGGUCGUCGAGGAAUCGCACUCGCCGGAAUAGCAUACCGGACAUCAAAGAGCUCAGCACCGAGGUCAAAGAGAAAUUGCGCAUUAUCAAGCGAAAAUCUUCGGAAGGCUCUACCAGCGAGCGACAGUUUUUCAACUGGGAGCAGAACUUCGUGCAAUACCUCGAGGAAAGACGUUCGUCGAACAAUGAAAAAUCGAGGACCUCGUUGCUGCCCAGUCCUGUUGCGUUGGAUCGGGUCACUCACUUGGCUGUCCGUGCUGAGUCACUUUCCGACGCGCGACUCUUCACGAGGAUACCGCAUGCGAAUGCCGCCAGCUGUCUUUUGCCACGUGCGCGCAGCGUCUCGGCCCCUGAUCUUACUGCACCGCGAAGAAAGCUGCUGCGGAGGUAUCCACGGUCGUUUGGCUCAACGGCCGACUUCCCGGGACUCGACAUCGCGAGAGAGGGAAGAUCUGCCGAGCUCGUUCGUCAGUUGGCGCUCGGGUGGAGCUGAGUAGCGGACAACAACUUUGCGGUAUGUUAUACGUAAACUGAUACGUUAUAUAGCUAAGUGUAGCUGUAUGAACACUUGUAAAUGCGGGUGUAUUACAGAUUUAUAGCUACGUGUAGAAACGUAGCGUCGUGUACAUGAGUAGGCGGAUUUAUUGUAUACAUAUCGGACAGAGAGGUUUGUAGUCUACGCAAUACAAUGUCUUUACUA
This is a messenger RNA of Corticium candelabrum, 1084 nucleotides long. RefSeq lists its product as uncharacterized. The transcript has a single exon. Lineage: Eukaryota; Metazoa; Porifera; Homoscleromorpha; Homosclerophorida; Plakinidae. The record is from RefSeq and is a predicted model, not a curated record. The coding region runs from base 332 to 877 and encodes 181 amino acids.